This is a messenger RNA of Dictyostelium discoideum AX4, 2991 nucleotides long. RefSeq lists its product as hypothetical. Lineage: Eukaryota; Evosea; Eumycetozoa; Dictyosteliales; Dictyosteliaceae. Bases 1 to 2991 code for a protein of 996 amino acids. Gene Ontology annotation, molecular function: secondary active sulfate transmembrane transporter activity. Gene Ontology annotation, biological process: transmembrane transport; sulfate transmembrane transport. The transcript is spliced from 2 exons. Gene Ontology annotation, cellular component: membrane. The record is from RefSeq and is a predicted model, not a curated record.
AUGACAAAAAAAAUCGAUAAUGAAAAUGGAAAUUUAGAAAAUACUCCAUUAUCAGGACCAUCAGGAUCACCAUAUAACAAUGCUGAUCAAUAUGACGAUGGAUCAUCAAAUUCUAGUGACUUUAGUGGUGUAAGAAGAUCAACUUAUUUGGGUGGUAGUGCUGGUGUUGAAAUGGAGAAUAUUGAAAUCUCAUCACCAAGAGAUAAUAUGGUAGUGGACAUUUUAAAGAAUAAAGAUUCCGAUAUGGAAUUAAAUCAAAGAAUUAAAAAAAGAUUUGAAGAUUCUUUAUCAUAUUUUGAUAAUCUUUUAAAUACAAUUACAAAUACUAAACCAUCACCAAAAUCACCAAAUCUUUUAAUAAAUAAAAAUAAUAAAAAUAAAAAUAAAAAUAAUAAUAAUAAUAAUAAUAAUAAUUUAAAUUCACCAAAUAAUAUUUUAUUCACUCCAAAUGAAUUAAAAAAUUCAAAAAAAGAAAGAUCAAAUGAAAAUUUAUUAGAAGUUUAUGAAAAUAAUAAUAAUAGUAGUAGUAGUGAUGAUGAUAAUAAUAAUAAUAAUAAUAAUAAUGAUAAAAACAAUAAUAAUAAUAAUAAUAAUAAUAAUAAUAAUAAUAAUAAUAAUAAUAAUAAUAAUAAUAAUAAUAAUAAUAGUAUACAUGAAGGAAGUGAUAUAAAUAAUUUAAAUUUACCAUAUAUAAGUGAUAAUAAUAGUUUAUUAAAAUCAAGUAUUAAUUCAAAUAGAUUAAUGAGUCCUGAUCAAGAUGAUAUUAUUGAAGAUAAUUUAUUUAGUGAAUUAAGUGAUAAAGAUACUGAUGAUUUUUCAAAUGAUUUAUAUAAAGAUUCUGAUGGUCAAUUAAAAUCAAUUUCACAAAUGAAAAGAGAAUUAAAAGAAUAUUUCCUUAGUUUAAGUUAUAAAAAACGUGAAGAAAUUUCAUUUUCACUUUCAGUUGAACAAGAUCCUUUAAUUAUUGAUCAAACAAUUGAUCAAUAUUUUGAUUCAUUUGUUAAUGAUUGUUAUAAUGAAAUUAUAAAUAAAUUUAAAAAUCAAUAUCCAACAAUUAUUGAAACUAUAAAAAUGAUUAGAAGAUCACCAGAUAUAAGAGGUGAUGCAAGAAAAGCAGUUGAUCCAACUCAAUAUGUACCAAUUCAUAAAUCAUAUUCACCAGGUUCAUAUCAAUUCUCUUUAAAGGAAUUAAUAGUUACAAAAGUAAUUAAUGAAAUUAAUAGACAAGUUAUAAAGGCAUUUCUAUUAUCAAUGCUACCAAUUACAAGAUGGGUACCAAGUUAUAAAUUAAAAUAUAUAAAAGAUGAUGUUAUUUCAUCGAUUACAGUCGGUCUUAUGUUGGUACCACAAUCUAUGGCUUAUGCAAUUUUAGGUGGUUUACCAGCAAUCUAUGGUUUAUAUUCUGCAUUCAUUGGUCCAAUAGUUUAUGGUAUUUUUGGUACAUCAAAUGAAAUUUCAGUUGGCCCAGUUGCAAUGGUUAGUUUAUUAAUUCCAAAUGUUAUUGGUUUACCAUCGACUGAUCCAGAAUAUUUAACAGAGGCAAUUUGUUUAUCACUUUUAUCAGGUUUAAUUCUAAUGACAAUUGGUUUCUUAAGAGCUGGUUUUAUAAUUGAAAAUCUAUUAAGUAAUCCAAUUUUAAUGGGUUUUAUUCAAGCUGCUUCUUUAUUAAUCAUUUGUAGUCAAAUUAAAGGUUUAACAUCAAUACCAGUACCAAGUACAGUUUCAACAUUUCCAGAAUUUGUUGAAGCCUAUAUUGAACAUUUUCGUUCAAUUCAUGGUUGGACAGUUUUAUUUGGUGUAACUGCUUUAGCAAUUUUAAUAUUAUUUAGACAAUUAAAUCAGAAAUUAAAAUAUAAAGUACCAAUUGCAGUUAUUAUUUUAAUUUUAUCAACUUUAAUCUCUUACUUUAUCGAUUCAAAAUCUCAUGGUAUUAAAAUUAUUGAUAGUAUUCCAAGUGGUUUACCAACACCAAAAGCUGUAUCAUUAACUGCUGAAAGAAUUGGUAAAUUGAUUGUUGGUGCUUUCAUCAUAUCGAUUUUAGGUUUUGUUGAAUCAAUUUCAAUUGCAAAGAAAUUCUCUUCAAUUAGAAAAUAUACAAUCGAUCCAUCUCAAGAGUUAAUUUCAUUGGGUAUGGUAAAUUUAAUUGGUUCUUUCCUUCAAGCUAUGCCUGCAACUGGUUCUUUCUCUCGUACUGCUGUUAAUUUCCAAACAAAUUCAAGAUCAAGAGUUUGUUCAAUAGUUUCUGGUAUUAUUGUAGCUUGUGUUUUAUUAUUCCUUACUCCAAUCAUCAAACAUACUCCAUUAUGUAUUCUAUCUGCAAUUGUAAUUGCUGCUGCAAUAUCACUAUUUGAAUUUAAAGAAAGUUAUGAACUAUUUAAACAUGGUGAGGUUUUAGGUUUUGCUCAAUUAUUAUUCGUUUUCAUUAUUACAUUAAUGCUUGGUUCAGAAAUUGGUAUUGUUGUUGCUUUUUGUGUUUCUAUACUUCAAAUUAUUUAUUUCUCUGCUCGUCCACAAUUAGUAACACUAGGUAGAUUACCUGGUACUUUAGUAUUUAGAAAUGUUAAUCAUUAUUCUGGUGCCAUUACAAAUAAAAGAGUUAAAAUACUUAGAUAUGAUGCUCGUUUAACUUAUUAUACUGUUAAUCAUUUCCGUGAUUGUUUAUAUAAUGUAAUUUCAAAUGAUAAUAAUAAUAAUAAUAAUAAUAAUAUUAAUGCAACAACUGGUGGUGAUAAUUCACCUUCAAUUGAUAAUGGUACAAUUCAUACUGUCAUUAUUGAUAUGGUUAAUGUAAGUUCAAUUGAUUCAACUGCAAUUGAUGUUUUAAAUGAAAUUGUUGAUUUCUUUAAAUCUCAAAAUGUUACUAUCCUUUGGUCAGAUAUUCGUCCAGCAAUACAAAAAGUUAUGCAUAGAACUGGUUUCUUAAAGAAAAUUGAUCAUCAACAUUUCUUUAACUCUACUGAUAAAGCUUUAGAAUAUUCUUUAUCAAAUUAA